Molecule: messenger RNA, 5993 nt
Organism: Selaginella moellendorffii
Lineage: Eukaryota; Viridiplantae; Streptophyta; Lycopodiopsida; Selaginellales; Selaginellaceae
Product: cilia- and flagella-associated protein 44-like
Exons: 38
Coding region: 1-5244 (1747 amino acids)
Molecular function (GO): protein binding
Source: RefSeq, a predicted model, not a curated record
AUGGAGAGUCCAGCAGCGCCUGUGGCGCCGGUGGAGCAGAAGGCCGAGCGCCUUCCACAGGAUGCUGGAAAACUGGUUUUCUCGUUUGGAUUCGAGGGAACACGGAGGAACAACAUUUGCUACAUCGAGCCUAGUAUUCUAAUGCACACUUGUGGAAACACCAUUCACUUCCUCGACGUUAGAACCAUGACUGCGACUUAUCUUCCCAGUGUUGGAGGUCUCGGGAUUGGAGCAGUAGCGAUCCAUCCAACGAAGAAGUACUUUGCAGUGUGCGAGAAGGGGAUUAAUCCGAAUAUUUAUAUUUAUGACUAUCCGAGCUUAGUGUACACGAAGGUUUUAAAAGAUGGUACCGAGAGGCUCUUCAGCGCUGCCGCGUUUAAGCACGAUGGAAAUCAGCUUGCAACAGUUGGAGGCUAUCCCGACUACUGGUUGACUGUAUGGGAUUGGCACAACGAGACAAUUAUCUUGAGAGCGAAAGCCUUCUCGCAGGAGGUUUUUAAUGUGUCUUUCUCGAAGUACUUCUCUGGUCAGUUGCUUACCUCUGGCGUUGGACACAUUCGAUUCUGGAAUAUGGCUUCCACUUUUACCGGAAUGAAGCUAGAGGGUUUUAUAGGAAAGUUUGGACAAGUACCACUAAGUGAUAUUGCCGGUUAUGUAGAACUUUCCAAUGGAAAGGUCCUCUCCGGAACAGAGGGAGGCGGUAUUAUCGUAUGGGAAGGCGAACUCGUCAAAUGCCAAUUAAAAAGAAAAGGAGGGCUAAGCUGCCAUGAUGGAAUGGUGGAGAUCACAAUUCACGAAACGGGGGUUAAUGAGUUGAUUACGUGCGGAUCUGAUGGAUACAUAAGGUUCUGGGACUUUGGAACGUGGUUGGACGCAGCUGAUGAUGGAGAUGAGAAACUCAUUUGCGAGGUGAAUCCCCUUCGAGAGCUUUUCGUUGAUCCGGAGUGUAAAAUAAAAGGGAUCUUGUUCGAACAAGACCAUUGGAUGAUUCAGGAUGAAGGUGGUGCAUUAUGGAGGGUGCAUGUGCCAUCGUUUGAGCUAGAGCAGAUUCUGGAGUUCCAUGCAGGGGCAAUAGUUUCGAUAGCGAGCUCGCCAAACAGUUAUUACAUUGCAACGGCAGGCACAGAUGGCACGGUGAGACUUUAUAACUUCAAGCAGCAGAAACAAAUAUACAAGCGACGGUUUUCAGCACCGUGUACCACAAUGAUCUGGAUGCCACGGACAGUCGAUCCUAAAUGCAAAACCAUUGCUGUAGGAUUUAAGGAUGGAGUGGUGCGUAUGCUGCAACAGUGCAGUACCAGAUGGAGGCUUCUGCAUGCAAUGAAACCUCAUAACAUGGAAGUCACAGGACUCAAACUCAGUCCGGAUGGCGAGCUUCUGGCAACUGUAUCAACAGAUGCAACAAUUUUUUUCUUCCAUUGCCUCGAAAAUUACAGGCCAAUUGGAUUUUGUAAAUUUGCAGCGGGGGUAGGGUGCUUGGAUUGGUCUCCUAAUGGGGACUACGUGCUAUUGGCGUGUAAGAACUGCGAGAUUCUUGAGGUUGCUCGACCACCAUUACAUCCAGAUACCAAAGUUACGUAUGAGCUGGCAUUGCCGUCGAGAGCUAUUUCGUUUCUUCUCCCAAAGAUUAAAAAACCGAAACCGCCGCCACCUCCACAACAACCAAAGCCGGCCAAGACAAGUGAAGGCGAAGGAGGUGAAAAUCCUGAGGGUGCUGCAGCGACCGAGGGCACUCCUCCAGCAGAAAGAGCCUCUGGCGAAGGUCAAGCUGUUGAGGGAAAGGAAGGAGAGGCAGGAGAGGGAGGUGAAGGUGAAGGAGAGGGUGAAGAAGGACCUGAAGGACCUGAAGUAGCCGAAGGCGAGGGGGCUGAAGGUGGAGGACGGGAAGCAGAGGAAGGAAAGAAUAAAAAGAAAAAGAAAAAGAAGGCUCCCCCGCCGCCAGCAGUUGAAGAAGUCCUACCCGAUGAGUUUUCCUCUUCAUUCCAAGCAAGAGCAUUGUUGUACACAAAAAGUAGCAUGAACACAUUCUACGUAUCGCUAGAGGGGAAGACGGGAUUGCUGUAUGAAUCUCAUGCCGACUCUAAAGACGCUCUAGGAUAUGCGCCGUGGAGUCAAGGAACGCUAACUACGCUCGAGUACACGCAUUCGAUGGAGUAUGUUGUCUCAGGAACAGCUGAUGGAGUCGUUCGCAUCAAUACUACUCCUCACGCUGGACAAUUGGGUUUAGUACAGCAGCAAAAGUACUGGGAGGUAUCAAUGCGUAACAUACAAGUUUCUCGUUUGACAUUCCUUUACAGGGUAAUGUUCACGAUUGCUACUCGGAAUUUGUAUUUGGCCAGUGUCGCCCAUGAUGGCAGCUUUUUCCUUUAUGAGAUGUCUUUGGAAACAGGGGCCCCUAGGCAUCCUGAUACAAAAACUAAAGAUCUUGAAGAUACUUUGCCAGACGCAUCAGACGUCCCCCCUGGGGUCUAUAGCAUCGAGGAUGACAAACAGAAAACGGAACAAGAAAACAAGCUCAGGACUGCAUUGCAGAAGAAAAAGCUUGUCACUGACAGAUUGGAUAGGAUCCGGCGAGAACUGGAAGAGCUUAUCAAAGUAAACAAAGAAAAGACGCCAACCGAAAUGAUUCCUUUCGAGACUUUUGAGAUAGACUCGAGUUUGAGGGGUAUACUCGAAAACGAGAUCAAGGAGAAAGUAAGAAGUGCUCGCGAAGAAUUGCAAUGGGAGAGUGAAAGGAGCGAGAUUGCACUGUCCAAGCUUCGGGCAUUUCUGCUCGAUCCUCUGGAGGUUGAGCAUAUUGUUUUGCAUGCAUUCCGAACAGAUGGCCAUGUCUGUAGCUUUCGCACGGAAAAGCUUUCCCCAGAAAUGAAGAUGAUAGAAGAAGCAAAAGCUAUCACGGAUGACAAAAGCAAAACCCAAGAAAAAGAUGGUGAGGAUGGCAAGGAAGGUGGUGAAAGCGUUGUUUCCGAGCUAGAAGAAGGUGAAGACGACGAUAUCAUCACAAAACAGGAUUUGAGAAGGCUCAAACUUAAGAAAAAAGAGGAUGAGUAUGAAGAUUACCUGAAGACAAAGCCGGAUGAUGCUUAUGCCAACCCGGAGGACCUUGAGGCCAUAAAGCACGCAGAGAAUACAAAAGGAGAUUUCAAGCUAAAGACAGACCUGACAUAUGUGCCGCCGGUAGAACAAAGAACAAAUGCCGUGAAAAAGAGAAAUGAAAUGGUCUUUUUAUACGAAGCCAUACACGACCGAAAGAUGAGCUUCAACAGUGAGUUUCUCUCUCUCAGAGAAAAAAAGAAGCAGAUAAGAUUCCAGAUAACACAACGAAAUUCAAGGAUUUCAGAGAUCAAUAAUCUGCUCAGGAUCAAAGAGGAACCUUUAUACACUCCUCUAACUUUCAAAGAUGAAGCGCCGGAAGAGCGGAACAACAUUACUAAGAAAGAUCUGGACGACUACAUUGAGAGGAAGAGGAAAGCAGAGAUGAAAGUGGAGGAAAAAGAUAAAGGUGGUGGCUUCGGAGGAUUCGGUGGUGGCCCUGUGAAAAAGGUGGAAAGGAAGGCAGAGAAGGCUGAAAAGGGAGCUGAGAAAGCCGAAGAAAAGAAGGCAGCCGACCCUCAACGAAAAAUGUCUAGGAAAAUGUCAGAAAGAGUUUCAAGGAAAACGAUAAGAGAGGGUGAAAUAGCAUCAACAACAUCAGCGUUGCGUGCUCCUUCGAUCCUGGAGCAAGCUGAACAGGAAGCAUUUAUUGUGAAACUGAAAUAUGAGAAGGCGCUGAAUAAAGAGAGAAUUGAUUUGCUCAUCUCUACAUUUGAUAGUGAUUUGGAGGACUUGAGGAAUCGGAGGUUUACGCUCGACGUAAAAAUCAAGGGUGCUGAACUGAAGAUGCUCAUCCUUUAUCAAGAGCUUAGACUUCUUCAAACACUUCAACCCAAGGAGCAAGCUCUACAAAAUCGCCAUACUGCUAAGCUGCUUGAAGCGGAGGACCUAUUAUCGAAAAUAAGCGACCAAGAAAAAGCUGUGGAGUUGAAAAAGCAAGAGGUGGCUGGAUUGCAAGACAAGAAGCAACAGCUCUUGGUGGAGUUUGAGCAAAUGAUGGGAGAAAACAAUCCGUUCAGGGACACUCUUCAGAAAAUCUACACAAAGAAGAUCAAACGACCGAAACCAAAAGAACCUGGUGAAGAAUCGGAUUCGGAAGAGGAAUCGGAUUUGGAAGAAGGAGGCUCCGAUGAAGAUUUUGAAGAAGAAGAGACACCCGAAGUAUGUCCCAGCGGAUGCGAGGAGUCCCUGUAUGCAAGCGUUCUUGCUCUACGUGAAAGACGUCUUGACGUCGACGAAGCCCUCGUGGAGAACGUGAAACUUCUAGACAGCAUGCAAAGAGAGAAAGAGACGAAGUUGAAGAAGAAGAAAGGAAUAGACGUUGCUCUCGAGACAAUCAAACGCGAGCUAGGGGAGUUUCAGAAACAGAAGCAGACUGCCUUGAAUCAGAUCGACGUCGCAGUCACACUUUACAUGCAUCAAGUCGAGUACAUCGAAAAUGCCGCGAUUCCCAAAGACCUGUCCGGUGGCCUCGUCUUUACAAACGCCUCGUUGAAGCAACUGAGAGCGACGAUUGAGAGGCAUGUAGCCGAGAAGGCGGCACUGAGGAGAUUGCAAAAGGACCUGCGAAAGGAGUACGCGGCACUGGUCCGUGAACGAAAAGCUGAGGAAGAAAACACUACUGAUACGGAGCAAAGAGUCAUUGACGUGCAAAUGCUCAGAUUUGGACAGGUGAUUGACCUCUCCGUUGUGGAGCUUAUACGUGUCAGGAGGGACACUUUAGAGCUUAAGGAUAGAGUCAAGCAGCAAGAAGCAGAGUACAGUGCCGAGCUUGGCGAGUUGAGCCGCAAUUUGGACGAUGCCACUGACGAGCUUGCACGUGCUAUGCGAGAAAACUCAGCCUCGCUCUACACAAUAGCGGAUCUUCAGGAGAAACGAAAUGCCAUUGAAGCGGCAAGUCACAGACUGUUCCCUCUCGCUGCUAAGUUUUUCUCACGGUUGUCUCUCGCAGAGCAUGAAAAUCAAAGCGAGAGCCACAUUCCGAGACCCGCUGAUCGAAAAGCGUCGGGACGCAGCAGAGCAAGAGCGAUUGCGCCAGAUUGUCGUCCGGAACGCUCAAGUCAUGGACAGCCUCGAAGCCCAAUUAAACUACGUCCACAACAACAUCGAAUCAAUCUUCCCAUAGCAAACGAGCUCGGCUUGAUUGUUUGAUUGUCUUUCGAAGGCUUAUACAACAACAAAAAGGCUUAUAAGUAGCACACGUAUAUCAACGACUCACCCGGACAGAAGUUCACUCGUAAAGCUUCUCGGCAAGGCGCGGCGUCGCGACAGCUUGGACAGGAUUCGCCAUGAACGUCACAACACCCGGACGCUCCGUGAGGUCGAUCUUCUCGGGCUUCACUCCCGGCGGUGGUGCCCAGGAGAAUUGGUGGAGAAGCCGAGCAACCAUGAGCUGGACCAUGUUGAGGCCGAGCUGAGCUCCCGGACAGAUCCUCCGGCCAGCGCCGAAAGGUAGGAGCCUGUAGUCGUGGCCUUUGAUAUCAACGUCCUCUUCCAGGAACCGCUCGGGGCGAAACACCGACGCUCGCUUCCACACCUUGGGGUCUCGCCCGAUCGCGUAAACGUUGACGUGAACGAUGGUCCCCUUGGGGAUGUCGUAGCCUCCGAUCUUGACGCGGGUGGUGGCCUUGUGUGGGAGCAUGAGCGGCGUCGUUGGGUGGAGCCGGAGUGCCUCUUUAACGAUGCUCUGGAGGUAUGGCAGCUGCUGGACGUCCACCUCGGUGAUGAUCCGCUCCUUUCCGAUCACUCGGUCCAUCUCCUCGUGAGCUUUCUCCUGGACUUUCGGGUGCUUGAUGAUCUCGGCCAUCGCCCACUCGGCUGAUAUGGCCGUGGUGUCCAUCCCCGCGGUGAUCAUGUCCUGGAAAUCCACGAAGAACAGACUGUCAACUUUCGAGCUCCAA